Messenger RNA from Botrytis porri, 219 nucleotides. RefSeq lists its product as uncharacterized. Lineage: Eukaryota; Fungi; Ascomycota; Leotiomycetes; Helotiales; Sclerotiniaceae. The transcript has 2 exons. The coding region runs from base 1 to 219 and encodes 72 amino acids. The record is from RefSeq and is a predicted model, not a curated record.
AUGAAUCCCUAUGAAAGAGGAAAUAGCAAAUCCGAGGCCCAAUCCAAUAAGAGAGCAAGAACCGACGCUCCAAAGCAAGACGAUAUUGACGACGAUGUUGAAAACGCAAUGGCAUUCAUAAAAAAGACCUUAUUGGCCAAAUCUUUAGAGAUUAAGAGACUCAAAGCACGACUUGAAAAAAUGAGCUCGGAGUCUAGUGUAGCUAUGCCAAGAUUCUAG